AUGUGGACACUAAUUGUUAUUUUAGUUCAAAGUAUGAUCCUGGAAGUCCAGUCAAAUAACUUGAUAAAACAAACCCAGUAUACAGCUGUUGAUGAAACAAAGCUGACCACCCUGCCGAUCAAACUAGAGUUUGACCGAGUCAGCCUUUUGUCCUGUGCCUCACGUUGUUCAAGUUCCAACAAAACGUGCCUCAGCUACAUCUACGACAAAAUCACCAGACACUGUAGCUUGGGCCAGCACGAUAUAUGCGUAGGAGUCGACAGCAGUAACCCCCGACCUUUGGUGACCCUGACCUCUGGACUUCAGGUCAUGUGUGACACAGUUACAGACGGCGGAGGAUGGACCAUUUUCCAAAGACGUGUUUCUGGUACUGUCGACUUUUACCGUAACUGGGCAGAGUACAAAUAUGGGUUUGGCGAUUUUAGUUCAGGUAAUUUUUACCUGGGCAACGAAAACAUUUAUCUCUUAACGUCAAACCGUCAGACAGUACUGAGAGUGGAUAUGACCUUCAAUGGACACAAUUAUUUCGCCAAGUAUUCCAGCUUCAGUAUUUCUAACGAGGCAGACGGCUACAAGCUACAAGUUGGCGGCUAUACCGGCAAUGCAGGGGAUGGUCUAGGCUACCACAACGGUAUGAAGUUUUCAACCUUUGACAUCGAUAAUGACAAAUCUCCGGGUAACUGCGCAGCUUCCCACAGAGGAGCGUGGUGGUAUAACGAUUGCUGGUAUUCAGAUCUUAACGGCCUUUGGGGUACUGUAGAUUUAUACUUUGCAACCCUGACUAAUCCGUCAUUCAUUGAAAUGAAAUUUAAACAGUUCUAG
Physella acuta is the source of this 822-nucleotide messenger RNA. RefSeq names its product ficolin-2-like. The record is from RefSeq and is a predicted model, not a curated record. NCBI's taxonomy places the organism in Eukaryota, Metazoa, Mollusca, Gastropoda, Physidae.